Physcomitrium patens is the source of this 3435-nucleotide messenger RNA. The record is from RefSeq and is a predicted model, not a curated record. Lineage: Eukaryota; Viridiplantae; Streptophyta; Bryopsida; Funariales; Funariaceae.
AGUCGGAUGUUCAUCCACUAUUGGAACUGUUCUCGGGUUGGCUUCAGAAUGGCGGAGAGGGCAACCGGAAUGACGCAUGCCAGGGAGACAUCAGGUUCGCCCUUCAGUUUUAACUUCGCAUAGGGGAAAGCUUGACAGCCUCCUUUCUCGCUCCGUUGAUGGUGUUCGAUGCUGCUGCUUUUCGCUAUGGUUCUCAGAAGCCUCUUGAUCUGCAUUUAGCAUGAACCAUCGUCUAAUCUUGACUUCGGGUUUUGGUAAACUGGCCUACACACAGAGACAGAAUUGAUGUGUUCUCUAGCAGAUUCUCUCUUCCAACUGGCCAUUCCAUCGUUUCCAAUCCUCUCAACAUUUCCACGGUGGACUUAAUUGCACCUUGCCUUCGGUUUUCUGACAGGAGUGUAACCGCAUCUAGGUCCAAUAAUUUGUCUCAUUACAAUGAAGAUUCACGAGUUACCGAGCCAGGAUGUUGAAACUCCUACAGAUGAGAUACUCCACACAGCUGAAGAAGUUAUGCAUGACAUCGAAGCAGCGUCUCCAUCAUCGUUAAGCUCUGAGAAUGUGCAAAAGCUACGGAAAUGUCUCGAGAAUCUUUCAGCUGAAUUUUCGGAGGAACAGAGGAUCCUGGCUUGGCGACUGAGUUACCGUUUGUGGAAUUGUAGCGUCGACAUAGUGAACAAUCUUGAGGGUGAUCAGGAACUUAGCGAAGACCUAGCAGAACUUCGUCAGGUUGCAUGUGACCUGUUAGCUACUGCAGGUGCCGUAGGAAACGCUCACUCCAGUUUCGUGAGGAUUGCAAUGUUCUUUUCCAAGACUGGAUGUGCAUGGCACAGAAUUAGGAAGUUCUUAAGAGCAUCGGUGUGUUUUGAGAAGGCUUUUGAGCUAUGCUUCAAGCAAGAGGAGAGAAACUCGUCCCAAUCUUCUGACACGAGAGAACAGAUUAAUUUCUUCUUUGAAUUGUUUUUAUCACGAGCAAAGACCGUUUGGGAGCUUGGUGGACACACACUUGCUUGUAGUCUGCUGGGAAGAGCCCGAGGUUUACUUCCCACGAUUCCUGUCAACCGCCAUGCAGAAUUGGCUGAGCAAUAUUUACAGUUCGGGAAGUCUCUUCUGCUGAAGGAUGACACCGAUUCACAGUCCGAGUCCAUUCGGUACAUGGAGGCCGGUUUAGACAUAUGCUCGGAGGCUCUUUCGGACUGCCAUGAAUACCAUGAUGCUGAUAAGACAAACUUGGAGAGGCUGAAACAACGAAUCCUGCGUAACCUGGCAGCUGGCCAGUUGCAGAACGAGAACUAUGAGAGUGCACUGCGAUGUGUUGAUGCUCUGAGGCAAACAUCGGAUCAUUCGAGUACAUCGUAUUUCGCAAUUAGAGCUUUAGCAAAAUUAGGAAGACAAGAUGAGGUUGAGCGUGAGCUCUUCACGCUCGUUGGUCAUGCCAGGGACCGGGUUGAUGUCUGUGUCUCAGCACUCGACAUAGUCAUUGAAGAGUGUGAUAAAUUUGAAGCUGUUGAGAAGGCAUUUUUCAUUCUCUUGGAGCACUUUGGUCCAAACAGAGGGCAGCUCCCAGCAAAAGUACUUGAGAAACUUCUGAGGCAGGAUCCAGCUGCAGACACGAGUUGCAUUAAGCGAGUGGAACUGGCUUUGAAAAUCGCCUGUGAACAGAAGAUUCUGACGGCUGUCGUGGCAGAAAUUGAAGGUCUAGAAUUGAAAGAUAGACGAAGGCAAAUCGCACAAAAGCAGCAACAAUUCAUUCACGCGCUUCUGUGGACCAGAUAUAGGACAGUUGAAAUGUUUCAGCAAGUGUGUUCAAUUUCCGUGAUGUGUGGGGUGAAAUGCUUGGAACAACCAGUUGCGUCUAAUAGGGCUAGGUACCUACCUCGCCAAGAACAUAUGCUCGUUGUGAUCUCUGGCUCGAUUAGACGACGUCCCACUCACAGACGGUCUGGCAGUGGCUCAGAACAUUUUAAAGCAAAGAUGUACAAAACAAGCAUUCGACUUUUUGAGGCUUCCAUGCUGUAUAUUGUCCGCGACGGCGAAGGUUCAAUGCUCGAGGCCAAGUCACUCCGCGUUCUCUGUCUUUGCCACAUGGCUCUAUCUCAAUUCGAACGAGCUGCAGAGGUUAUUGAUAAGGCAGAGAAGAUCGAUCCAAGUAUUGCCAGCAUAUUUCUCAAGUUAAAAAUAGGAUUGCAAACGAGAAAUGAAGCAGAGGCUUGCAAGGAAGUGGAGAGGAUGCUGAAAUGCACCGACUUUGAACCCGAGUUCUUGAAUCUUGCUUGCCACGAGGCCAUAGCUUGCAAAACAAUCACAGUUGCAGUUGCUGCACUAAGCAACAUGCUGAGCUUAUACUCUUCGGACAGGGUCAUGGUCACGGAAGAGGUUGUUGUGCUCAGAAACCUAAUCCUGCUUCUGAUCCAGGGAAAAACCAAGCGCUCUGACAUACUAUGGCACUUCAAGUACGCCAAUAAACGGCUGCAAGAACUAGGAUAUGAAAAGUUCUUUGGUACUGGGAGCAGCGGGGAACGAGAAGCAAAAUGGUAUUCAGGAGCAUCUUGGAAUCAGGCUAUGGAAUGUGGAAAAGAACAGGAUUGGAAGUCUUGUUUCGAAUUUUACGCAAUAUCCUCAAACUUUUACUGUGUACUACCCCCGACCCCCGGUAGUCUCCGGUCCGUCCAAACAGCUUUGCUUCUCUGCGUAUCGGCUCUGUUAACAACGGAUGACGUGAACGAGACCGAAGUUAUACACAUUGCAACAACCUACUUGGAUAAAUGUCAGGAGGUAUGUUUUAUCACGCAUCGAAAGCUACUCCUUUACGUGCACAAGAAACUUGUGGCCAUCGACGACUCUGGGAGCAAAACCGACGGAAGCUUUGGUAUAUACCUGCAUCUACUACAAUUCGAACUCAAAGGAAGGGCAAAAGAAGAUGCAGAACAACUGAAAAUUUUAAAACAAUGCAGCAACAUGCCAGGGUUCACAGCUGAACAUUUUUUCAAAAUGGGCCUUGAGGCUUCAAGGAGAAAAGAACCUAGUAUGGAGGUUGCGUCGGCCGCAUUUCGCAUGUGCCUGACCUUAACACUUAGCGCUCCUAAUGCAGAUUACAAAAUUGUUGCUGCGUUAGUGAGAAAGAUGAUCAACCUCGCAAAUGCUCGCUGCAAAGAUGGCCCAGAGGUACUGGACCUCUACAAACAAGCACAACAAAUCCUUUUAGGAUUGGGUAACAAUUUGUACCCACAAGACGAAGCUCAGUGGUUGGUAUCUACUGCCUGGAAUAGAGCAGCCCUUUAUCUUAAGUUGCUGAAAUACGACAAGGCUGAAAUAUGGAUGGGAGUAGCUCUAGAGCUGCUUAAGCACGUGCCUACUAUGGAGAUUCACAGACCUUCUAUGAUGGAGAGCUUAACCGAGCUCUUGCAGCAAAAAGCUUCCACACAGAAGGCAAUGUAG